UCAAUAAAACACAAAUCAAAAACCAAAAAUUUAUCAGAAAAACUACACAAAUCUACAGAUCUGGCUACUCACAACGAAAAUAUUCAAUCAAACCCUCUUGCUAAAAGCCCUAAAAGUCAAGCGACCAGAGCCAAAACCCCAAGAAAAUCAAAGAAAAUGGUGUAUACUUACACACCCACAUACUACUCUUCACUUCAUGACUCAAUCACUUCUCUUUGCAAGAACAUUCUGCCGUUUUCAUUCAAGAAGAGGCGGUGGUUGCCGUCGGCGGAUCAUAAGCUGGCGAAGCUGCAAUCUGAUAAUCUCAAGUGGCAGCAGGACUCGUACCACCAGAUUUUGAACUUGAUGGGUCUGCACAAAGAGGGGAUUCUUGAUGAAAGUGAAGUUGCUGCUUUUAGAGCUAGUUUGCUUGAGACCCUUAUUUCUUCUCCAGCUGAACAAGAACAAGCUGUUAUUUUGAGAGAUAAGUUGGUCUUCUUGCAGGAGCUGCUUUAUGCGAAAUGCAUAUCAGUAGAUGAGUACCAUUCUUCGAAAAGGCCUUUGUUACAGCAAUUGGCGGUUCAAGGUGCUGAGAUUGAGGCUAGAGAUGUGAUUGUUGCGAAUCCGAAAGAUGGCAAAGAGAACUCAGAAGAAGAAUGGUCAGUCAUUGACUUGAAGGAUGAGAAAUGCCAAAUGAACAAAGAGAAUUCGCAUUCCAAAAACAAGUUGAGGCACAACAACUCUGCAAUGAAGCAAAUAAAGGAAGCAGCUUCAGUCUUUAGCUUUGCAUCAUCUCAUAAAAAACACAGAGAAGAGAAGAGCAUUUUUGAUACUGAAUCAAAAUUCUCUGCUUAUAAUAAGAAUGAUAUGAUGUGUUCCAAGGAAAACCCUUUUUGGGAUAGUCAGUUGAAGCAUAAAGAAAGUGAAACACAAUCAAUUCUUAUGCAGGAAGGCCUACAAAAUGAGUCAUCCAUCAAAGGAAAUGGUGGUGGCAAUAGUGUUGAAAAAGCAAAGAGAAAACCCUUUAGGACUUUGUUUCAUAGAGAACAAAAAGAGGGACAUGAUGGAGGCGAAAAUGGUGUUGAUUUUGAGGAGAAAACAUCGAAAUCGGCCAAAAAACAAUGGGGAUUCGAGGGGUUGAAGAAAUGGAAGAGAAAUGAUUCAGAGGAUGAGACUGCACCUCUGCCUCUCAAUGAAAGAUCAGACUCAGAAGCUUAUUUGGAGUCCUGCAAGCUUGUUUCAAGCCCCAUGGGAGAAGGUCCCAACACGAGAGAUAUUAAGAAGAAGUUGCAUGCAAAUGGCGCUCCAUCAGAUUUCUUCAUUGACAAGGUUUUAGGGGACAAGAUAAAGAAGGAGUUAUCGCGAAUUCAGUCAGAACUCUGUACCACAAACCCCAAUCUAAAAUUCUCGAAUGAUCAAAUUGAAGCAAUUUCCACCAAGCUUCCUGUGGAUAAAGCUGACCUCAAAAAGUUCUUUCCCAAGUCAUGGUGUGACAGGUAUGGUGAUGUUGUAUUAGAUGUGGUGAAAAAAGAGUUCAAGGACCAUGUUGGAGAAAUGGAGAGUAUGCGAAAUGCUGGCAGAGAGAAGCAUGGCAGCUCAUCGCGAUGGACGACAUUUGAAGAUGAUGAUGAAAACUGUCACCCAAAUCUCUUUGCUCACCAGGAUCGUUCAUUUCAAGUUAUGAAGCAAAAAUUUGCUUCUUGGAACGAUGAUCACACCACCAAUAACCUGGAAAAGAAUCCUUUCUUCCAGGACUACAAUGAGAAAAAUGUACACAACCUGAGGUCUGAAUCAGCCUUUUCCGAAGACCAUAAUCCAUUCUGGACACCAACUCAUGGCUCUUCUUUGCUGAAAUAGCUGAAAGCAGGCAGUAUUGUUAGUACGUUCACAUGAAGACUUGUACUUGCUUCUCUUAUUAUUUAAGAAGAACACUGUUCUUCAAUAGUAUCGUGGGGGUUUACUUGUAAAAGGAAGUUACAAUAUCUCUCUUCUUUCACUCUUAUUUGCAAUCUAAUCUGUUCAACUGAAAAUUUUGAAUCUU
This is a messenger RNA of Pistacia vera, 2020 nucleotides long. RefSeq lists its product as uncharacterized. NCBI's taxonomy places the organism in Eukaryota, Viridiplantae, Streptophyta, Magnoliopsida, Sapindales, Anacardiaceae. The transcript is spliced from 5 exons. The coding region runs from base 157 to 1836 and encodes 559 amino acids. The record is from RefSeq and is a predicted model, not a curated record.